GAUAGCUCGCGUAUAGUCAUGACACACAAAUAAUAAUACCAAAUAUAGCCUGGGGACCGUCUUGGCGUAGCAGUUAUUUCGUGAAAGAAUUUCAAGAGAUCCACACAAGUGAGCCAUGAAGUGUUUUGUAUUAGCUGUGACCCUGCAAGCCAUCGGCUGGAGCACCACCAUCAGCACAGCACAAUCCGUCGAAGAUUGCAUCGACAUAUCCUGCCGAACGUACAACGAAAUCAACACGCUGUGGUGUCAUGCCCUACCGACCCACUUCUGCCAGUGUCGACCGAGUCCGGUCGGGCUCUGGGUUCCCCAGGUAAUGCCAUGUGCCGAGGGAACCGUCUACAGUUUCCGGCAUCAGGUGUGCGUUCAUCCGGACAUGCGAAAUGACAAUGAUUGCUCGAACCGAUUUCCGGAUGAGUUGGAUUUGGAGCUGUGCGCGGAACCACCGGUGCCGUCCUGUGAAACAUACGAGGAAAUUAACGAGCUGUCGUGUCACCAGGAACCGAAACGAUUCUGCCAGUGCCGCCCGUUGAAGAUCAAUCCGACCGAGUAUGCCCCGUUGGCUAUGCCCUGCGCCGGGGUGACCACGUUCAGCUUCCAGCGACAAACCUGCGUCCACGAUGGGAUGUGGGAGGACAGUUGCCCCAAGGAUUGACCCCAAACAGUUAUGUUUGCUAUUAAUUUAUGAGACUGGAAUGUACUUUUUUUCUACUUCCAUUUUGGGGCGAACGGCAGCGACAGCGGCGGCGAAGAAGCGCUGUUUGUGGAAUAAAAUUUGAUCACGACUUGUCCCUUCCUCGUGUUUAGUUAAA
This is a messenger RNA of Topomyia yanbarensis, 809 nucleotides long. RefSeq lists its product as uncharacterized. The transcript has 2 exons. NCBI's taxonomy places the organism in Eukaryota, Metazoa, Arthropoda, Insecta, Diptera, Culicidae. The coding region runs from base 116 to 652 and encodes 178 amino acids. The record is from RefSeq and is a predicted model, not a curated record.